AAAUCAGCUUUGGGGUUGUAACAGUAACUACACUUCAUUACACCACCCGGUUAUUGUUGUUCUUAGAACCGCACAGCACACAAUGCUUUAUUCUUGCUGAUUGAUUAAUACUGUCGAUAUGCAGCGUCGAGAUAAGAAUUACACCCUAAAUCUCCCUCAUUUCGCCAUUAUUCGUUCUCUCGUGGUGUUUGUACCUACAAGAAGAGUUGUUUUUUUUCUUUUUGCCGAGAGUUUUCCUGAAUGCAGUGCCUUCAACAGAAUGCUGCGUAUAAUAGUAUGUAAAAAUGUGACCCAAGGAUAGUUUGGUGAAGACGGUCAUGACGACAGGAAUAUAGGUUGUUGGAUUCCCACCCCCUGCCCAGUCACAUGGGUAUCGGACUCUUUGCACGAUACCAUUUUCUAUCGAUAACGUUAAAUGUGGAUAUCCCCCAGGAUGAAGCGGGUGAUCUGGAGGAUUCUGAGCGAGGCUCUGGCGGUGCGCUCUGGGAAUCCGGUUGCUCAGGGGAAACACCUGCGCUGGUGUGGAAGCGGCACCGUAAUCUUCAGAAACCUGUCGCUGAGCUGCCAGCUGUGUGGAAAAACUCCGGGACAGUCCAAGAAGAAAGAGCUUUCUGAGAAGAAGCUGACACGUUAUUUCGUGGACCAGCGCAGGGUGAAGUUCCAGGCCGGGUCAGGAGGAGACGGAGCCUGCAGCUUCCACAGCGAACCUCGCAAAGAGUGGGGCGGCCCGGACGGGGGAGACGGGGGUAACGGAGGCGACAUCAUCAUAAAAGUGAACAAGCAGAUAAAGUCGUUGUCUCUCAUAUCGGCUUCAUAUCGAGGAGAAAACGGCGAAUCUGGGAGGAGUAAGAACUGCUAUGGACGCAAUGCUGGCCCAAAAUACAUACUGGUGCCCAUAGGCACUGUGGUGAAGGAGCAGGGCAGAACAGUAGCCGAUCUUGCUCAUCACGGGCAGGAAUACGUUGCUGUACACGGCGGAGCAGGAGGAAAAGGCAAUCGCUUCUUUCUUUCCAACGAAAACAGAGCACCGGUGGCGACCACGGCCGGAGAACCAGGAGAAGAACGAGCGCUCCAUCUGGAACUGCGGACGAUGGCACAUGCUGGAUUGGUGGGGUUUCCUAACGCAGGGAAGUCGUCGUUGCUGAGAGCAAUCUCUAACGCCCGUCCUGCCGUAGCAGCUUAUCCCUUCACCACGCUGAAUCCACACGUGGGCGUCGUUAAGUACAGAGACCACGAGCAACUGGCAGUGGCUGAUAUCCCUGGCAUAAUCCGCGGCGCUCACCUGAACCGUGGCCUCGGUUUGUCUUUCCUGCGUCACAUCGAGCGCUGUCGCUUCCUGCUCUUCGUGUUGGACAUGUCGUCCCCGGAGCCAUGGGAUGAGCUGCAGUGUCUGCGCUUUGAACUAGAUCAGUACGAAGCGGGUCUCUCUCAGCGUCCUCACGCCAUCGUGGCCAACAAGAUGGACCUGAGCGGCACAAAGGAGAAACUGGAGGAGCUGAGGAGACGAGUGGACCAGCGCAUCAUUCCUCUCUCCGCUCUCACCGGAAAUAACACAGAGGAGCUGAUCAUCCACCUGAGGGAGCUCUAUGACGACCAUGCAGGACAGGCAAUGUUCAGCUGGUAGACAUGAGGAGUUGUUGAAUAUGUCACUUUUUGUAGAUCUGGUCAGAUCAGAGAUCAUGUUUCAUGUUCUAAAGAGAUGAAAGUGUGCGUGUGAUGAUUUAUACGUGCGGUUUAUGUGAUCUUAAAGCGUCUCUUAGUCGUUGGCUAUAUUUGCGUCGUAGCUUCACUAGAAGAAAGCUCAAGAAGAAAACGUCAGACACCAUAAGUUAUGGCUGAUCGACUGUAGAUUCGGGCGCUAUGAUGGUCAGGAUGAGGAACAACUUCUGAACUACAGCAAAGAAACAGCCUUGUCCGAUGUCAAGACAAAACAAAUGCUCUGGCUAGCAAAAACCACCAUUUAUGAAACGUUUCUUCUGAAAGAUGUGUUCACCCAAAUAUCAAUUUUGAUUCACCGAUUCAUCCAGAAAAAUUCACAAUCAAACCUAGCAUUCUAGCUCCAUGAGGGUCGGCAUGGAGAGAAAAACCGGCCAUUUCUGGAAAACUGAAACGCCAAAUGAGGAACUAACUUCACAUUUUUAAUAUGAAGACAGUAUUUAGUGGUCUUGAAUUCUUCAGUGUUGAUUCAGCAGAGAAACUACUGACUUGUAAGAGCAAAUGGUAAAGAGAAAUGUAAUAAUAAUAAUAAUAAUAAUAAUAAUAACUGUUCUCUUUGACACUGAAAACAUCCAAAGCAUUUGGAGAAAAUAAAACUAGUGAGCAGGAAUGUAAAAUGAAUGUAUUUGUUUUUGUGAUCUAUUUAUUAAAUGCGUUUCUAAAUAAAUAUGUUGUUAAAUGUUUAUUACAGUAGGUUGUUUCUGCGGUGUGGUGUGACCAGGCAUUAUCAGCUUAUGACACCUUGUCAGUCUUGGCGAAAACAUGACCUUUAAAGCAGACCUAUCAUGUCCCUUUUUUCCAAGACGUACAGUCAUAUAAGUCUCAGGUGUACCCCAGAAUGUGUCUGUGAAGUUCCAGCUCGAAAUACCCCAUAGAUCAUUUAUUAUAACAUGCUGUAAAUGGCCUUUGUUGUGUAGAAGCCAAAAUACAACGUUUUCGUGUGUGUCUCUUUAAAUAUGCAAAUGAGCUGCUGCUGCUCCCCGC
Ictalurus furcatus (blue catfish) is the source of this 2700-nucleotide messenger RNA. It is a transcript of the gene mtg2, whose product is annotated as mitochondrial ribosome-associated GTPase 2. Gene Ontology annotation, cellular component: mitochondrion. Gene Ontology annotation, molecular function: magnesium ion binding; GTPase activity; GTP binding. Lineage: Eukaryota; Metazoa; Chordata; Actinopteri; Siluriformes; Ictaluridae. The transcript has 6 exons. The record is from RefSeq and is a predicted model, not a curated record. Bases 416 to 1624 code for a protein of 402 amino acids.